AACAACAAACUCAGUUUGGUGUAAGGAAACAUAAAAUUAUGAACGUUACCAAUAUCUGUGGCGCUAUUUUGUAGUUUAUUAACUAGUCAUGUAAUGUGUUGCAACAUUAGUGUUCGACUUCGACUGCAGUGGUUGUAUCGUUAGUAAAUAAACUAUUUUGAGUAAACGCCUUGUUUGAGAAUGACAGAAGUGUGCAAAGAGAAGUUUGGCGAGGGACCCGUGGAGAAAUGGACCCUACGAUCAGACAGUGUCAGUGUGGAAAUCAUCUCAUUGGGAUGUGUUAUAAAAUCCAUCAAAACAGCAGAUCGGAACGGUCAAAGUGCGGACAUAGUGUUAGGAUACGAUGACUUAGAAGGUUAUCUCUCAAACCCACGAUAUUUUGGAGCUGUAGUGGGCCGUGUGGCUAACAGGAUUGCGAAGGGUCGGUUUGUCAUAGAUGGCGAGGAAUAUAAACUGGCCAUAAACAAUGGACCUAAUGCUUUACAUGGUGGUCUAAAAGGCUUUAACAAGGCAGUGUGGGCCGCAGAGGCUGUGGACAGUGGGGUGAAAUUCAAUCACAGUAGUCCGGAUGGAGAUGAGGGAUACCCUGGAAACUUAAACCUCUCUGUUGUGUACAAGCUGGAGAAAAACACACUUAGUGUCUCCUACAAUGCACAAACUGACCAAACAACACCAAUUAACCUAACUAACCAUUCCUACUUCAACCUAGCUGGACAGGGGACACCGGAUAUUUAUGACCAUGAGGUGACCAUCUUUGCAGAUUCGUACCUGCCGGUGGAUGACACAAUGAUCCCCACAGGAGAAAUAAAACCUGUGGAAAACACAUUGUUUGACCUGAGAAAGUCUGUCCUUUUGGGCUCUAGACUGAAAGAGCUUCCUGGUCCUGGCUUUGACCACAACUUCUGUUUGUGGUCGCCUGGAGAACAACAUUUGGAACGUAAAUGUGCAAGAGUGGUGCAUCCUGGGUCAGGUCGUGUUCUGGAGGUGAGCACAACCCAACCUGGUGUUCAGUUCUACACAUCAAACUUCCUGGAUGGGACAAUAAAGGGGAAAGGUGGAGCUUCUUACCCCAAACACAGUGCUUUCUGUUUGGAGACCCAAAACUGGCCAGAUGCAGUUAAUCAGCCACAUUUUCCUGAUGUCCUGCUGAGGCCAAGAGAGCAGUACACACACAGCACACACUUUACAUUCUCGCUGAUCUGAAGUUACAUUCCUAAAUCAUAUUAUCUUACAUAAAUAUUUGCAUUGAAGUGAUUCCAGCAAAGUGAUUUCAUAGACAUAAAUGAAGCCAAUUAUUUUCAUUAAGCAUUCAUUUUGUUACUAAUAAUGUUCUUUGUAAUUGUAAAUGAUCCGUGUAUUAAAUUUUAUUUGAACAUUUCAAAA
Messenger RNA from Misgurnus anguillicaudatus (oriental weatherfish), 1383 nucleotides. It is a transcript of the gene galm, whose product is annotated as galactose mutarotase. Lineage: Eukaryota; Metazoa; Chordata; Actinopteri; Cypriniformes; Cobitidae. Gene Ontology annotation, biological process: glucose metabolic process; beta-D-galactose catabolic process via UDP-galactose, Leloir pathway. The record is from RefSeq and is a predicted model, not a curated record. Gene Ontology annotation, molecular function: carbohydrate binding; aldose 1-epimerase activity.